GGGGCGGUCCCCCUACGCCUCUUGCAUAAUUCGGAAAAUUUAUUUUCCCACACCGAAUGGAAAUCCGAAUUGAAAAAUUUCAUUGAAAACAGGCGCACGCAGAAACUAUCAACAACUGAGCGUCAUAUAUAAAAGCUCGGGGAAAUUGUAAACACUGCAGACGGCUAAAGGAAAAUAGCAAUUUUUCCGCACUCCAUGGGGCUCAGUGGAAAUUUGAUUUUGGCGUCUCAUUUAUGAGAAUCAUCUGUUCGUCUUAACUUUUAUUCUGCUUUUUGCCGCUGCCUUGGGAUCUGAAGGUGAAUUGACCGAAAUGUGCCAACCACAAUUAAACAGGAGAGACCUAUUCGACAUAGCCGUGUUGGCCGCCAUAAAGAUUCUCAUCCGUCAGGUUGAGAGCUUCAACGAGGAUCGGCCGAUCUCUUCAAACCUGAUGGUUCACAUUACGACUAUAGUUUCUAAGUACAUCCUGACCGGUAAGAGCGUAAAGUUCAUCCUUCGGCUGCUCUAUGUGGGAUGCCGCCUGAACAAACCGCUGGCAGAAGAAAAUAAAACACCAGCUGCAGUUCGCACAGCAUUCUUAUGCUUGUGGGAGUUGGGCAAAGAAAAGUGCUAUACAUACAAGGAAAAGGAGGAAGGAGACAUCUCUGUGGAGUGGCGAUGAAUUGAAUUUAUCCGUGAUUCUUUGAAAAUUACUUGAAUCAAUUCAAAUUAUAAAUAAAUUUAUAUUGGUUUUAGAUUUUAGGUAAUCGUUUUGUGCAAAUUACAAGCAAACAUUUUUAAAAAAGAA
Messenger RNA from Drosophila sechellia, 787 nucleotides. RefSeq lists its product as uncharacterized. Lineage: Eukaryota; Metazoa; Arthropoda; Insecta; Diptera; Drosophilidae. The record is from RefSeq and is a predicted model, not a curated record. The coding region runs from base 311 to 661 and encodes 116 amino acids. The transcript is spliced from 2 exons.